This is a messenger RNA of Colletotrichum scovillei, 3930 nucleotides long. Its product is annotated as actin interacting protein 3. Gene Ontology annotation, molecular function: cytoskeletal regulatory protein binding. The record is from RefSeq and is a predicted model, not a curated record. Bases 666 to 3665 code for a protein of 999 amino acids. Gene Ontology annotation, cellular component: cytoplasm; cell tip. The transcript is spliced from 2 exons. NCBI's taxonomy places the organism in Eukaryota, Fungi, Ascomycota, Sordariomycetes, Glomerellales, Glomerellaceae. Gene Ontology annotation, biological process: establishment of cell polarity.
CUGUACUGUGCUGUGCUUCCUGCUCUGCUGCAUUCUGCAUUGCCUUUUUGCGCUCUGCCAUCUGCAACCGAUCCUGGGCUUGUCGAUUCUCAAGUCUCCCUUCCUCAGGUCUCGCUACUAAUCACACAAUCUGCGACAUUCUGCGCGCGCCUCACAUCUUGUUACGGACGACAACGCCAUCGACGGCGUUCCCGAUAACGUCUCACCUACCACCUAUAUCGUAGAACUUCCGCUCGCUUCUUCGGGACGCGUUUUAGCCCUUGCUUCUACAGCUUCCAUCUCGCCCACAGAACACCCACCCACCCUUCGUACCGAACCGGACGACUUCACUACCGCCGACCACCGUUCGCCGUAUCGAUCUCUUCGCCCUCGGACUAGGCAUCGGAUGAGACGAAGCUCAUCAUAUUGCCCCGACGUACGCACAUACACUUCGGCGGCAGCUUCGCAGAGUUCGCCCUUCGCUGUCUUUGCUUCCUGUGGCAUGAACUUCAAUCUUCUGCUUCAAUAAACGUUUGCGAGCCGAUCCAGCCAUUUCCACACACUUCUACCGACUCGCUCGUCUCAACUUUUUGGGUACCUCAUCUCGGAGAAUCUGUUUGGGGAAGCGCAAGGAAGAGGUGGACUAGAUCAUCGCAAAGACAGAAAACCCGUCGACUUGAGUUACGAUGCAGGCGCCGACCCCUUCUCAGCGCAUGCAACGGCGCUCCCCAGGUGCCGAACCUGGGCCGCCGCCCAACGUGCCCGUCCGGUCAAUAUCACCGGGUACCGGUAUGCAGCCGAGAGCUUCCAACGCCUCGAACCGAUCCGCCCCGCCAAAUGGGAUGCGGAGGUCAAAUAAUUCUACCAGCAGCAGCUCAGCCAUGCCCCUAUCGCAAAUCGAGAAGAGCGUUACUCACUUGCUAGUCGCAACCAAACAACUCCUGGAAACCCUAACACAAUGGUCGCGCGGCCAAGCUACUGAUGGUCAGGUUUCCGAUGUGUAUGUUAGACUAGGAUACGAGUUCAAUAUGGCAUGCCGAGCCUUCACUGCCAUCAACGUGGACACCUCCGACCUAGGCAACGUUCCCGAAUUGCUACGAAGUAUACUAGAGUCUACCUUGAGUCAAGAAGCGAGCACCGAAAGCCUGGAGAAAUACCUUCCACGGAUUCGAGAUAUCAUCAUCAACCUGCUACAUGGACUGAAGCGCAAACAGCAAAAGUUGCGGCAAAAACAACCACGAGACAGGGAAAGCGGGGGUACAGCUAAUGCGCCGGAGCGGACGACGAGCACGAGCACGAUUGGCAGUGGGAACACGGGGUUGACGAAUCUGUUGGAGGAGGGCAUUCAGAAUGGCUAUCGACCAGACGCUCAGAGGGAAUCCUCCCAAUCUGCCGGUGCCGCCCCGACAAGCACCUCUCCAAGCCGUCGACACCUGCCCCCGAGAGACCAGUCGCGAGGUUCCGUCAACUCGGAGCAGUCUUCCAUGUCUAGCACGACGAUGCAGAACAUACCCGUCAUGCCACCUUACCCGGGCGAUGAGGCGACGAUGCCCUCUGCGCCGUCUGGAGAAGUCAACGUUGACUCGUUCCCGCCGCCACCGCCUCCUCCAAAGCAGCAAUCAAGCGCAUUUGCGGCUUUGCAGAAGGGAGGCGAUCUGGAGAGAAGAGCUUCCCGGCGUUACUCGCAAUAUCAAAUAUCUAAACACCUAGGCAGCGCCAUGAAUGGCGUGCCAAUGCUGCCAUCACAAAACUCCCCGAUACCAAACCGUGGCAGGGGCGAAGUCCGGGAGUCUCUGCGUGCUGUUCAGACCCGAGAAACGCUCCGCCAAAACCGGGCCUCGAAGCAACCGCAACUAGAUACCUCUCCGGCACCGAGUCGUGCCGAGGCCGCAGCGGAGCUGUCGGCAGGCAGGCCCGAGAGUCCAACGAUACAAACGCCGGAAGACAAGUACCCUAAACCUAGCGCUACCCUGAAAGGCCCUAUGAGCGAUGAUCUCCCUAUCAUGUCACCCGACGACGAUGAUGGCAAGCCCGAUCCACCGCGUAAAGAUGAACCCAAGGUCCCAUCAGGGAUCAAGACCCCGGAGAAGAAGCGCGACGCCAGUUUUCUUCAUGAGCAGUCUCCGCCCUUGACCACAGAACUCACUUUGUUCCUGCAAUACAAGUCCAAAGUCAAGAAGUUUGUGCUACCUGAGGGGUACAGCGAGCUCUCGAUCGGACGCCUUCAACUGGCGUUUAUCGAAAAGUUCUCUUGGAACACACACUCCAAUGGUGCUGAUCUUCCAGAGAUAUACAUUCAAGACCCCGUAUCAGGGGUUAGGCACGAGCUCGAGGAUCUGUCAGAUAUCAAGGAUCGAACAGUGUUGGUUUUGAAUGUCGAGCCGCUCGAUGAAGUGAAGCGCCAUAUCGAUGAGGGCAUUGGACAACUGAAGAAGAUAGUACAGGAUGUGAAGCAGAACCAAGACGACCAAGGUCUGGCCCUCCAGCGAGUUUCAGAACGUCAGCAAGAAGCGGUUGCGGAGAUGGCUCGGCUUGCUGCCGCCCCUCCGGCGGUGUCUGCGCCUACUGAUGGAUCCAAGUCAGUAAGCCUUGCUGGCGGCCGUAAGCUCGCUUCUGGACACAUCACCGAGAUCCAGACUCUGCGCCGUGAUCUUGCUGUCAUGCGCCAGGCCUACUCCAGCUUCCAGUCGGAGAUCCAAGGCUCAAUGUCAGCCAUCCGCAGCAAGGCAAGCAAUGUCAAGGCGGCGGUGGUCAAGGCCUCGAUACCGACCAUUGAUGGCGAAACCGGCCACGCGUACGUUACCAAGGGUCGCGAGCAGCUCAACACGGAUUCCGAUCGGCUCGUCACUAAGGUCGACGACUUGCAAGAUUUGGUUGAGGACCUCCGUAAAGAUGUCGUUCUCCGUGGUGUGCGGCCCCUGCCUAGGCAACUGGAGACUGUCGCCAUGGAUAUUACGAAGCUUUCCAAGGAGCUCAAGAAGGUGGAGGAUUACAUGAAGGAAGAGAAGCCCAUAUGGACCAAGAUCUGGGAGAAGGAGCUUGAGGACGUGUGCAAGGGCCGUGAUGAGCUGCGCCUUAUGGAGGAUCUCAUGAUCGAUUUGCAGGAUGACCUGGAGAAGGCGUCCGAGACCUUUGCGCUCGUCGAGCAGGCUACCAAGGAGCAGCUGAAAGACAACGGGACGGGCGCCAGCGCCGGCAGCGCCCGCAACUUCUCCAAGGGCCUGAACGGCAUCGGCAACAGUCUCGACCCGAACGCGGCCAAGGAUGGUGUCCUCGGUGAGGUGAGAGCGCUCCAGCCCAACCACGAGAACCGCCUCGAGGCCAUCGAACGCGCGGAGAAGCUGCGGCAGAAGGAGCUCGAGGGCCGCAAGGGGAACGAGCUGCAGAGGGAGCUGUCCAACUUUGUCGAGGAAGGGAAGCUGAAGAAGUCUGGCGGCUUUGAGGAGGUGGAGCGGGCGAGGAAGGCCAAGGACGACAUGAUUCGGAGGCAGGUCUGGGAGAGGCAGAAUGGCAUCGUUGCGGAGGAGGGCGAAGGGGAGGAGGAAGAGGAGGUUGAAUACGAGGAGGUCGAGGAAGAGGAAGAGGAAGAGGAAGAGGAAGAGGAAGAGGAAGGAGAGGCGGGAGCGGAAGCUGGGGCGGCUGAGCCGGAGAAGGCUGCUGCUGCUGCUGCGCCGCCGGCGCCAUGAAGAGGAAGAAGCAGCGGGCAGUUGGUCUUUUUGUUAUAAAUGAAUGGUCAUACACAUGUGUUAUGGUGUCAAUGACCCCGUAUGGAGGAUAUGUCAAACACACUAUUGUUUCUUCUCGUCAUUCUAUUUUGGUGUUUCCCUUUUUCUGGCGAUGUUAUUACUCACUCUGGCCGUAUCUUCGCAUAGGCGGAGUUUGGGUUUUCUGCUGUUACCUUGUUUUCCAUAUUCUCUUUUUGCAUUAUAGGGGGUGCGAGUUGAAUACCUG